UUAGGCCAUUAAAUUCAUCACCACACAAAAUCACUCAAACCGCCAUGCAUGUCCCCUUAAUUAGCAACCUUCAUUAAUCUCUUCCCUGCCUUCGCGCCACACCGCUGCCGGAACUUAAAACGGAACGGAGCCAUGCCGCCUCCUCACCGCCGCAACGUCCCCAGAUCAUACCAGCCCAAGAAAUCCUCGACGAGUUGCUGCUGCAAAUGCUUAUGCUGCUGCUGCUGCUUCCUCCUCAUCUUCGUCCUCGUCCUGGGCGGCCUGGCUUUCUACGUCUACUCCGUUUACAAGCCCAAGAUGCCGACCUACACAGUGGAGGGUCUGGACGUGAAGAACUUCGACGUCCAGGACGAUUUUAGCCUCAAGACGGUGUUCCUCGUCAGCGUGAAGGCCGAAAACCCUAACGCCCAUCUCGGAUUCAUUUACGGCAAGCACAGCUCCGUCGUCGUGACGUACACCGACUCCGUUCUCUCCUCCGGCGAGCUGCCCAAUUUCCACCAGGAGCCGUUGAAUACGACGGUGAUGAAGAUCGAGAUGCGGGGGGUGAGCGAGUUCGGGUCGGGUCUCCAGGACGCGUUUGAAGAGAACAAAAAAACGGGGAGAAUACCGCUGCUCGUGAAGGUCAAGGCGCCGGUCAACGUCGUGAUGGGGAAGGUGGAAUCCAGGGAAUUCAUCGUUUAUGUCAACUGUUCUCUCGUCGUUGACAAUCUCCAGCCGGGGAAGAAGGUCGGCAUCGUUAAAACCGGCUACAGCUUUGAUGUUCAAUUCUAAUUAAUCACAUCCCUGCCUGUUAGUUAGUUUCUCGUUAAUUGGUUGAACUUUAUUGAAGAAACUAAGGAUUCUCAAGCUACAUACGUUAUUUCCUAAUUAAUUAAUACGAAUACCCCCAUACUAUAUAUACAUGUCCAUUAUGCAGAUUUAGUACAUAACAUUAAUUACGAAUCGGAGUAAUAUAUAAA
Ipomoea triloba (trilobed morning glory) is the source of this 959-nucleotide messenger RNA. Its product is annotated as NDR1/HIN1-like protein 6. The transcript has a single exon. Gene Ontology annotation, cellular component: plasma membrane. The record is from RefSeq and is a predicted model, not a curated record. Bases 133 to 771 code for a protein of 212 amino acids. Lineage: Eukaryota; Viridiplantae; Streptophyta; Magnoliopsida; Solanales; Convolvulaceae.